AUGGCUGAAGCGUCGUCUUUCUCUGGAGGCCCUCCAAGCGGGUUUGACAUCGAGGGAGGUCGGGACGAGCAGCAGGAGCAGAUGUUGCAAGGCCCUGGCUAUCUGAAUGCUAGGGCUAAUGCUGUGCAAGCUGUGCAGAGAACUAUAGGCGAGCUCGGUCAAAUGUUCGAGAAGGUGUCGUCGAUGGUGUACGAGCAAGAUGAGAUGAUAAUGCGAAUAGACUCCGACGUGGAUGAUACUAUGGGCCAUCUGAAUGAGGGACAAAACCAGUUGUUAAAGUACUUCCAUAGUAUAUCGGGGAACCGUUCGUUGAUACUGAAGAUUUUCGCGAUACUUGUAUGUUUUGUGAUAUUUUUUGUCCUAUUCUUGGCGUAA
Perkinsus marinus ATCC 50983 is the source of this 375-nucleotide messenger RNA. Its product is annotated as syntaxin 5, putative. Bases 1 to 375 code for a protein of 124 amino acids. Gene Ontology annotation, biological process: vesicle fusion; endoplasmic reticulum to Golgi vesicle-mediated transport; intracellular protein transport. Gene Ontology annotation, cellular component: Golgi membrane; SNARE complex; endomembrane system. The transcript is spliced from 3 exons. The record is from RefSeq and is a predicted model, not a curated record. Gene Ontology annotation, molecular function: SNAP receptor activity; SNARE binding. Lineage: Eukaryota; Perkinsozoa; Perkinsida; Perkinsidae.